AUGACCAAUGACAGGUCUUCCAGAGGCCCCGCCCCCGGAGCAUCGCAAGUGUCCAAACCCGGGGAGCCCUGUCCUGGUUGGGGGGUUGCAUUAAUGCGAAACCCGCAGCUGGACACCAAGAUGCCUGACGAACAGCAGACGCUGAAGGAGGAGGAGAUGCAAGAGGAGAUGGUGCUGCUGGUGAAGGAUGAGGAGGAGGGCCAGGAGAAGUAUGAGGUGCUGAAGCUCAAGAUCCCCGUGGACAAGAAGGAGGUGAGGAAACUGAGGCCCAGGAAGCUUGACAGUUUGGCUAAUCUGAGACCAGUGCGAGUGAGGGGUGAGAUCGCAAGCAAGGCCUCCGCGCAGCCCGCCGACCCCGCGCGCCCACACGCCUGCCCGGACUGCGGCCGUGCCUUCGCGCGCCGCUCCACGCUGGCCAAGCACGCGCGCACGCACACGGGCGAGCGGCCCUACGAAUGCGCCGAGUGCGGCCGCGGCUUCUCGCAGAAGUCGGCGCUGACCAAGCACGGCCGCACGCACACCGGCGAGCGGCCCUUCGUGUGCACCGAGUGCGGCCAGCGCUUUUCCCAGAAGUCGGCGCUGACCAAGCACGGCCGCAUGCACUCGGGCGAGCGGCCCUACAAGUGCCCGGAGUGCGACAAGACCUUCUCCGCCGCCUCCAACCUGCAGCAGCACCGGCGGAGCCACACCGGCGAGAAGCCCUACGUGUGCACGCAGUGCGGCCGCGGCUUCUCCCAGAGCUCCAACUACGCGCAGCACCUGCGCGUGCACACGGGCGAGAAGCCCUACACCUGCCCCGACUGCGGGCGCGCCUUCGGCGGCAGCUCGUGCCUGGCGCGCCACCGGCGCACGCACACGGGGGAGCGGCCGUACGUCUGCGCCGAGUGCGGCACGCGCUUCGCGCAGAGCUCGGCGCUGGCCAAGCACCGGCGCGUGCACACGGGCGAGAAGCCGCACCGCUGUACCGUGUGCGGCCGCCGUUUCGGCCACCGGUCCAACCUGGCGGAGCACUCGCGCACGCACACGGGCGAGCGGCCCUACCCCUGCAGCGAGUGCGGCCGGCGCUUCCGCCUCAGCUCGCACUGCGUCCGCCACCGCCGUUCCCACCUUCUAAAACGUCUCUACAUGUGCACCGUGUGCGGCCAGGACUUCCAGCUGCCCCCGGGCACCUCGGCCGCCACCGUCUCCGAGCGCUGCCCCGAGUGCGAGAGCAGAUGA
Messenger RNA from Pipistrellus nathusii (Nathusius's pipistrelle), 1218 nucleotides. The record is from the annotation of a GenBank genome assembly. Lineage: Eukaryota; Metazoa; Chordata; Mammalia; Chiroptera; Vespertilionidae.